Gloeophyllum trabeum ATCC 11539 is the source of this 1767-nucleotide messenger RNA. RefSeq lists its product as uncharacterized. Bases 90 to 1622 code for a protein of 510 amino acids. Lineage: Eukaryota; Fungi; Basidiomycota; Agaricomycetes; Gloeophyllales; Gloeophyllaceae. The transcript has 7 exons. The record is from RefSeq and is a predicted model, not a curated record.
CCAGUCCCCUUCGUCCAUCGCUCAUUCCUUACCGCUGUUUCUGUCCUUUAUUCCGCUUUCUCUGGCUGGUCGAUGAGCUCCGCUCUACCAUGAUCCUUCUCGACGAAGAAGACCAGCAGCAACGUAAGCUUCGACCGUCCUCCGUCGCUGGUCCGACUUCCAGAAACCCAGAGGAACCUGUUCCCGGACGGGACCCUUUACCUGAUUAUGAAACAUCACAAGCACUGCAGGAGAAUGAGUCGCAGGAGAGUGACAUAGUAACUUUGAAGAAGAAGGCGAAGAAGAGGCGGAAGUGCGUUUACUUGGAUUUCAAGUCUGAUGCGAGGUUUUGGAGAGCGACGCUGUAUGCCCUCAUCAUCUACAUUCUCAUCACACUGGCGGUUGGCGUGCCGCUGCUCAUUAUUCGGUUACGGCGGCGCGAGAAGUCGAAACCUUUUCCCGUUCCAUGGGAUGAAAGUGCUGCUGCUUUGCUCGCCCUCCCCAUCACUGAAGGUCAGGUUGUUGACUGCAAUACAUGGACAAUUGAUGGAGGGAGCCGGACGUCGAGCUUGGAGUACAGAUUUCCUGUCUCAAGCUCGAUCGUCUUCAAGUCCAAUGUGUCACAGGAUAUGGACUCGCCUCGCCUCAUCCAGGGACAGCUGGCCAUUGACCUGAACCAGGACCAUACGGAGCAAGAUACGCUGGUCUUUGUCAACCUCAACUAUUCCAGCGAAGCUAUAUUGAAAGAGACGAAUGUUUGCCACAUCAGGGGCCUAGGUAGUGAUGGAGUUUCCAUAACCGUACCUAGAAACCUUGCUAUGACAGAUUCGUUACACUUCGACAUGACCGUGCUUCUUCCUUCCAACUCCGCUAAUCCUGUGUCCAUCGAAGCACUCGUCACUUUCCUUCCGUCCUUCACGCAGAAGAUUGGCUCGUUAUAUCCUCAAGUUAACUUCGAGAAGAUAACCAUCGAGGGUCCCAUGUCUGCCAUUACUGUUGGUUCCGUGCAAGCGGACAAUGUCGUAAUGAAGAGCUCACUUGCACCUAUCUCCGGCACGUUCAAUGCCUCCAGCUCCCUCAUUCUUGACACCAUUGCUGCCCCCAUUGACGCCAAUAUUACCCUGGUCAAUCCUCGGAAAUGCGGCAAACCUACCAUCAUGGAUAUCAGCACCGGCAAUAGCGGAAUCGACGCCAAUGUCACUCUUGUACUCACAGCACCGCCAACUACAACAUCCAGCCUCCCUCCCCAAUUCCUUUCCGAAGUCACCACAUUCAGCGGCAACCUCAACCUCAGCAUCGCCCACGACCCAUCCACCCCUCCAUCACACAUGCACCUCCGGUCCCAAAAUAACCUUGGCCAGUCGAGCGUCACCGUCGACGAGAAGUUCGAGGGCACGUUCUCGGUCAUCACAAAAUUUGACGAGGCGAAUGUGCUAGCGGCCAAACUGUCGGCAUCUGUCGAUCCGCUGGGACAGGGACGGACACGGACGUUUGAGUUAGACUAUAAUACUACCUCGCGGAUGGACGGGUGGAUAGGGUGGGGGGCGCGACCGAAUGUAAAGUGGUCGCGGCGGACGGGGCAGGGGCGCGUGGAGGUGGUUUCAUCGCUGAGUCCUGUGCUGCUGAGACUGGGUGAGCCAUAGCCCGCGUGGAGCUCAUAGACUGUUGUGCUGUAUCUGUACCAUAUAUCAUUUAGGCUUGUUCACAGGGACAUAUCGCAAUCUUGUAUUAAUCACACAUUUGCAUUUAUACAUACGAUUGCAAAUACGGCGGACUCGUCCUUCCGUC